CUACUUUAGUUUACAGCCCGAGUAUGAUACAUGGUUAUGAAGUGGUAUGAAAUGAAGCAGCGGCCCACGUGACCUGUGACGUAUCAACCGAGUUCUACUAAAAGAAUUUUGAGGGAUGAUCCCGCUGCUCUCACCAAGGGGAUCCACUGUGGCUUCUUGACGUCCGCUUUAAGGAAGUCCGAAAGUUAGCGUACUUACCGAUUGACUUUUUUUUAUCUUAUAGACUCACUCGUGAUGUCUGGAGGACACAGGGAGGGACAAGAGGCUAUGAACGUAUACUCUGUAACCCUCAACGGCCCAGCGCCUUGGGGCUUCAGGCUGCAGGGUGGCAAGGACUUCAGCAUGCCCCUCACCGUGUCAAGGCUGACCCCGGCCGGGAAGGCAGCUCAGGCUGGUGUCGGGGUGGGAGACUGGGUGGUGUCCAUCAGUGGUACCAAUGCAGAAGAAAUGACCCAUGUGGAAGCACAAAACAAAAUCCGAGCAGCAACAGACGCCCUCACCCUCACUCUCAGCAAAGCUUUCAAAGCAGGGGGAGACCAGAAGGACUCACUUUCUCCGGCUUCUGUUCAGCCAAAGUACUCCUUUGCCCCCAGCACAACCAUUAACAAGAUGGCGAGGCCAUUUACAGCAGGUGGUAGUGCCAACUCAGGACCUGCUAUUAAACCUGUGGCCUACUCCCCUAAAGUUAACACCCAGAGCUCACAGGGCCGUGCCAGUAUGCAGCAGCCACAGAAUGGCCUUGAGCCAACUCCCUCACCUACCAAGGCCCAGGCAGCAGCUAAACCAGAUGGCUCCAAGACUGCAGUUUCGGCAACAGGCAGUUCAGGUCCUUCCUCUCGACCGCCGUGGGUCACUGACCCUAAUUUUGCCGACCGCUAUCGCCCGGACAAGACCAGCACCAUCGUGACCCAGCACCAGCAGCCGAUCCAGCCGACGCCUAUGCAGAACCGCAGCUCCAUCCUGCAGGCAGCGCAGCAGGCACCUGAAGACAGCGGGAGGACCCCGCUAUGUGGUGCCUGCAACAAAAUCAUAAGGGGUCGGUACCUGGUAGCGCUGGGUCGUUCUUGGCACCCGGAGGAGUUUACGUGUUCACAGUGUAAGGCGGUCCUGGAUGAGGGGGGCUUCUUUGAGGAGAGAGGGUCUGUCUACUGUACCAAGUGCCACGAUAACCGGUAUGCUCCUAACUGCGCCAAGUGCAAAAAGAAGAUUACAGGGGAAAUCAUGCAUGCUCUGAAGAUGACCUACCAUGUUCAGUGUUUCAAGUGUGCAGCCUGCAAGACUCCCAUCAGGAACCAAGCCUUUUACAUGGAGGAGGGGGAACCCUACUGUGAGAAAGACUAUGAAAAGAUGUUUGGCACCAAAUGCCAUGGCUGUGACUUUAAGAUAGAUGCCGGCGAUCGGUUUCUGGAGGCCUUGGGGUACAGCUGGCACGAUACGUGCUUCGUCUGUGCUCUCUGCCAAAUCAACCUGGAGGGGAAGACGUUCUACUCGAAGAAGGAUAAGCCCCUGUGCAAAGGCCAUGCCUUUGCUCCAGUGUGAGAGAGUGAGCGAGCUUCAUCUUCAGAGGAAUUAACACUUCCCUCUCUCCCUACUCUUUACCACACUCAGCCCUCCGGCACACUUGUACACACUCUACAUCUCUUAUUUGCCAGCCACACACCUAGUUACACUUAGUCUUUUUUUCUAUCCUACUGACUUUUAAACAUUUGAGGCUUACUGUUAGCUUUACGCGUUACUUCACUGUGCUAAUAGGACAGUUCACAUGAUACCGCCUGUAAUACCAAUUGCUGUGUUGUAUAACUGGAAGUAGUCAAGGAAUUGUUUCAUUUCAUCACUAACUUGUCAUAGUCAGAUCAAACAUUAAAAAGUGCAGCUGCAGUUUGUCUGGAUUCAAUUGUAGUUAGUACUCUACAGAUCUCAUCCUCGUUCAGUCUGAAGUAAGAUCAAGUCAGUAUCUUCCAAGUUGGAGGAGUCAUUUAGCCUUUAAUAAUCUCACAAACUGCAGUAAUAAUCUGCCCAUACUCCCGUACUAGAGUGCUGAGAAGUGGUGACCCCAUUCAGGACACUGGCACUCUGACUCUUACUGCAGUGCUUAUUGACAUAAUGGGGGUCCAGUCAAGCAGAAAAGGGGGGUGUACCAUUUCUGCUUGACUGGACCCCUGCACGUCUACAGAAGCACUAGCUGCAGUAUGUGCUCUUAAUCUGCCAGAACCUAAUGAGAAAUGAAGUAGUUAAUAACCGUAACUGUGAGUCAUGUAAUAAUCCUCAAUUGAUCAAAUUUUAAUAGUGAGAUGUGUGGGUGACAAAAAGAAAAUGCUAUUCUUGUUUUAAAUGUCAAAGCUUUUGCAAUUAUCAUUUAUUGGACAUUUUAAAGAGAUAGUCGGUACUCCUGUCCGCAUCUGUAAACUAGCGGCGUGCUAACUGUCAUCUCCUGUGAUACACUGACUAUGGAUAAGUACCUCACACAACCCCACUCCUAAAUAGCAGAACUAUCCCUUUAAUGUAGGGAAAAAAACUAAUUUAGAUUGUGUCCCCCAUGUUACUAUAUGAUAUUGUGAUUAUUCCUUAGAAUACUUUCAAGUCAUGGUGAAUUUGUAUUUAAGUUUCAGAAUGGGCCUGUAAUCUUUUUUUUCAUAGCUUUUGGACAAUAAAAUAUUUUAGUAAUGCCCAGCGCUGGGCAGAACACUGAGCUGACAUGUUCUUUUGAGGUGAACUCAUUUGCAAGAUUUUCUAUUGACUGACGUUUUCGCUGUCCCCCAACAAGGUCAAUGGACUUUCUGAUGUUUUCUCUCUGUUUUGUUGUGAAUAUUAUAAGUGCUUUUAACAGCUGUUGUAACCACGAGCCUAGUGAAUCCUUACAAUGUUGAUGUAGAAAUAAAUAAUUUUACAAUA
This is a messenger RNA of Etheostoma cragini (Arkansas darter), 2892 nucleotides long. RefSeq names its product PDZ and LIM domain 7 (gene pdlim7). Gene Ontology annotation, biological process: actin cytoskeleton organization; muscle structure development; heart development. The transcript is spliced from 11 exons. Gene Ontology annotation, cellular component: stress fiber; Z disc; filamentous actin. Gene Ontology annotation, molecular function: actin binding; muscle alpha-actinin binding. Bases 235 to 1539 code for a protein of 434 amino acids. NCBI's taxonomy places the organism in Eukaryota, Metazoa, Chordata, Actinopteri, Perciformes, Percidae. The record is from RefSeq and is a predicted model, not a curated record.